AUGAUUUCUACAAUGAUCCGCCCGGAGGAUAUUAUAAGGAUGCCUCCUUCGUAUCGGGACAUAGAAGAAGAAAGCGGGAGCCGAGAGACACCUGAGCCAAUAGCACCCUCAUCGUCGUCAUCAUCCAACACCGAAGGAUCAUUCAAAAAUGAGGAUGCAGUCGCAUUGAUGAAUGAGACUACUGGUGAUAGUAACAGCAUACCAGCAAAGCCGCUGAAGGGCCCUCGAUUACUCUCCCCGGAGGAGACGAUUGAACUCGCACGUCGCGCUGUAGAAAACGGAAUUCAGGAAACAAAACGCUCUUUGGCAGGCAGUGAGGCUGUCAGUGAUGUGGUGAAGCCGAAGUUGACCAUUGAUUUGGGCCACUCGAACAUUUCUCGCAUUCCGGAGCCUGUUGUGGAUGCUAUAAAGGAUGAGGUUGAACGUCUGUCAUUGUCGAACAAUCAUCUGGUCCAUAUCCCGUAUCGGUUCGCGGAAUGUUCGCAUCUUCGAUAUCUUAACAUUAGGGCCAACAACUUCCGUGAAUUUCCCAAAGGAGUGAUCAAGUUGCCGCUCCUAGAGAUCCUAGAUUUGAGUCGCAAUAAGAUCAGUCAGCUUCCGGAAGAAAUCAAGAAGCUCACGUCUCUUCGAGUUUUGUCGGUCAUGCAAAAUCGCCUUGAUGAUUUACCUCUUGGUGUAUCGGAUAUGAAUAAGCUUCAGAUUCUAAAGGUCGCUGGAAACCCGCUGCGGUACCCGCUUCGGAAACUACUGGACACUUCAGAGACUGAGAUUACAUCUUCAGCAAUGACCGAUAACGAGAAGGAAGUUGCUGUCACGGCUGAAUUAAAAAGAUUUCUCAAGACUCGGCAGCCUAUUGCUCCUCAAGACUAUGACAAGAUGAAUGAGCUAAGUGAGGGAAUUAUGGAUACACCCAAACCCGUCAAACGGGGAAUGAGCAGCCGUUUCCCAGUGAUCCCAAGCACAGGUGAUGGUGCUUCUGACCCCAAAUCACCGUCACUCUCGCGGCCACCUCCUAUCCCACUCAAAUCCCAUUAUCGUAUUGCUUCUGGACACGGAAGUGCUUUUCACAGUGGCCUUCAACGGCCAGGGCCCAUACCUGGAAUCAAUGAACGCAAUCGAAGUAAUAGUGAAGGUAUCAUCCAGGCGUCCUUUGCAACCCGCUCUAAGCGAAUGGGACUCAUUAGUCGAAAAAACACCGACCUCGGCACUCUGGAUGAGAUGCGGCCGUACCGGAACAGCCAUCUCCGUGGCCUUAGUUAUGGGUCUAUCCUUCGGACAAGGCCAUCUAUCAGCAACUCAUCUAGCCCGAGCAGUCCACGUGAGCGCAGACGACCUAGGGAUGGAUAUGUGAACAGAAUGUCAAGCUUGCCGGAACACAAGGGUGAGUGGGAAACGGGAGAACCUAUCAUCAAAAGCGCGAAAGGCAUCCUUUUUGCUCUGUUUCAAGUGCAGUCUCAUGUCUAUUCCUUAAUCAACGUUAUUAGGCGCAACGAAGAGCGGCGCAAUAGUCUCGAAAUCCUUUUCUACAAUGCCACCACGCAUGUGGACCGACUGAACGACGCCUUGGAGAAUGCAGAAAACUCAAGAACCGAGGACGCGGAGCCCAUGCGGGCUUCCUACGAAGCCGUCAAACGAGAGUGCGAAACAUGCAUCAUGGCGUAUUCCCAUGUUGGUGCGCAACUGCGCAACAGUCUUGAUCGAAUUGUUGCCAACGGUGACUCGCGCUACGUGCGCUCGCUGAUGCUCAUGAUUUUCGGUAGCGUGAUUGAGCUUCGCAAUGCUUGCACCGGCUUGGAAGUUCCUGUCCAACCCCAAACACAGCCAACUGGUAAAUUACCGGUACCUGAGGUCUACAAGGAGUCUCUCAGUUCGGACAGGCUUGCUGGUGCGACAGUGACCCCAAUGCGGGGAAGAGAGCCCUCAUUCUCAACCCGACGGCUCCGCAGCGACACGACAAUCCUGCAUCCUCAGAUUAGCACAAAUGGGCCUCUACCAGCGUCAACCACCUAUCAGUCUGCCGUCAGCUCCCCAGGUUUUGCACCCACGCCAUUAAGCUAUGGCGCACGGAGCCGAUCUAGCAGCCGGUCCAAUCAUAUAAAUACAUCCGUGCCUUCUUCUCUCGCCACCCCUCGGUCAGGCGAGUCGUUUCCCCCUAUGCCUACGUCGGUAAUACCGCGGAUCAACCCCUUAACAGGCCUCGACGAGAUAGAAGAGGAGCGUAUCUUUGAAAAAGUUUUCUACCAGCUCAGCGCGGCCUACACGGCUGCUCUCCAUGCCUUGCCCAUAGCGCGCCGUCAGUUCGAGGCUAAACUUGCAGAGCAGAACCGAGAAUUCGGCGACAUUCAAAUGCUGUGGAACAAUCUCAUCCGCCGCUGCCGUGCAUGCGAAGACGUAUCCGAAGCCCUCGGAGUUCGCUUAUCCAACAUGAAAAUCAAGGAGCCAGGCGGGGGCAUGCGUAAUCAGCGCGAAUUUUGGCAGCUAUGCAAGUCGUUCAUGCAAUCCUUUGUUGACUUGGUGACAGAUAUGCGCGAAGUGCGGAACAUGCAUCUCCUUCCGUCCGAGAUCAUUGUGAUUCUUCGACCAGUUCAGAAGUCAAGCAGAGAAGCAGGUCGCUUGAUCGAAGCCUCGCCGUGGUCAUAUCUCGCAGAUCUUGCUCCCGGAAACGGUCCGACGGCCAUAUACGGACCGCCAUUACCGUCGCAAAAUCAUCAUAACCACAACCAUCACCACAAUCCCCAGCUCAACACGAACCUAUCGCCCCAAUUCGUCAAUCUUCCUGCAACGCCCCUGAGCGCGGCUCUCGGUCCGGCUGCACAGGCCACGGUACCUUCUACCCCCGCGAGUGCAUACAGCGACAAAUUCUUCGAGGGAGACGUCUUCCAACGCGCCGACUCCUUACUCUCAAUGCCAAACCAGGCGCCAUUUUUUACUCGACGAUAA
Messenger RNA from Aspergillus calidoustus, 2940 nucleotides. NCBI's taxonomy places the organism in Eukaryota, Fungi, Ascomycota, Eurotiomycetes, Eurotiales, Aspergillaceae. The record is from the annotation of a GenBank genome assembly.